This is a messenger RNA of Haplochromis burtoni (Burton's mouthbrooder), 12532 nucleotides long. RefSeq names its product ENAH actin regulator (gene enah). The transcript is spliced from 15 exons. The record is from RefSeq and is a predicted model, not a curated record. The coding region runs from base 5485 to 8016 and encodes 843 amino acids. Gene Ontology annotation, molecular function: SH3 domain binding; profilin binding. Gene Ontology annotation, biological process: actin polymerization-dependent cell motility; axon guidance; actin polymerization or depolymerization. Lineage: Eukaryota; Metazoa; Chordata; Actinopteri; Cichliformes; Cichlidae.
UAAUACAUACAGAGAAAAACCCAACAAUCAUAUGACACCCCUUUGGCGACAGUGGGAAGGAAAAACUCCCUUUUAACAGGAAAAAAACCUCUAGCAGAACCAGGAUCGGUGAGGGGCAGGCAUCUGCAGCAACCGAUUGGGGAGAGAAAAGGAAGAUGGGACAAAAGACAUCCUGUGGAAGAGAGCCAGAGAUUAAUAACAAGUAUGUUAUUAAGAGGUCUAUUAAUACAUAGUGAGCAAAGAAGAAACACUUAGUGCAUCAUGGGAAUCCCCCAUCAGCCUAUACCUAUUGCAGUAUAACUGGAGAGAUAGAUAUAUACAUACACAAAAACAAUUAAAGCUCCCUUUCUUCCUCAUGCUCCUCUCCUCUUAGUCAGCUAUAGUUUUUUUCCCCCCUCUCUUGCCUGCUGAGGCAAAAAGUACUGCUGACCAGCCUGAUGAUGUCAUCCUCGUCCCUCAGUAACACACGGACACACACCCACAUUAGGAAGAGGAGGCUGUUUGUUGAGUGUAACUAGAGAGGAGGGCUGUUUCAGCACCAGCAGGAGAACUGCUACGAUUGAUACUGUACUUUUGAUCAUGUAAUCUCCAGAUUGGAUUCAUUUAAAUUAGAAGUAGAAAGUAAAUACUUAUAUUUGAUGAAAACCCUGCUUUAUUUGUCCAUAUUGAAGAUGGGCUUAACUCAUGUUACUUUAACUUGUUUAACUUUUUAACUUGUUUAACUUUAACUUACUUUAACAUGUUACUUUAACAUGUUACUUUAACUCAUGUUACUUUCAACAAAUACAUUUUCUGGAAUCAUUGCUGGAUCAUGUCACAACCUCUAAAUAUUAAUUUCUAACAUCAAAGGGAGGAGGACUUCUCUCCAGAGUAUAGCUAAUGAUUAGAAAUAAGUAAAAGUACCAUCUAAUUCUGUGAUUUGACUGAUUUUAUACUUUUUUUUUUUUUUUUUUUGUUCUAUUUCUUUGUAAAAGCCAAGGUAAAUCAUGCAGCUUUGGGGGAUUUAAUACUGGACAUUUGCAAACAAUAGAGGUCUUAAUUCUUAAUUUCAUUUUCUACUGCCAUUUAUCCACCCCUGACUCAUCGUUACUCUGCUCUGAGGAAACACUAGCUGCUCUGUUAAAAUGUGUCACUGUGACCUGUGCCUCGACUCACAGGUGUCUCUACAAUGUGUAAAGCUGGUGUGACUGAAACUUGACUUGUACUCUGUUGUGGACAUAGACAGCUUAGUAGUCAUUCUGGUUAUACUACUUGUGCAUGAAUUACGUUGCCUUUCACACAUGUAUAAUUGAUGCAUUGUAAUUUAAGCUCUCCAGGAACAAACCCGCACAGUCAUAAAAAACACCCUGCUUAUGAAAAAUGCUUAUGACAGAAAAUUUAAAAAGGAAAAUGAGACUGGGCAAAAGCAGUUCAACGAUUUUGUCGUAGUUAAUGUUGAAUAGUUUAUCCACUAGAGGGCAUUCGGUGGUAUUUCAAACAUCGCUACAACAACCAGCUGAUCAGAGCAGUAAAUGAGUAAUCCACGACUUGUUGUAUCAGUAACACAAGUUUAUUUUUAAACAUUGAAAAUCUCAUAUUAUCCCAGACGAACUACAGCUAACAAAUGUUGGGCAAAUCUCUUUGUGUUGUGUGCCUGGUUACAUCAGCUGGUAUAACCGGUAUUUUGACAUCUCCAAAUACUGGUAUCUCUAUCAGCCUUAGAAAUCCUGCAUCAGCUGGGCUCUGUUGAUGACUGCUAAAUAUUUGUCUUCAUUACUCACUCUUCUUGUAUUAAAUGUAAGACUUUGUGAAACUGACACUGUGGAAGCCGUUGUGGUGUAGCUAUAGUUUGGGAGUUUUGUGGUAUACAAUCUGUUAGCAUUGUUCUUUUCAGUGUAUACAGUACAAUGUGUGCACGUCGCAGUUUUAUUUAGCUUUUGAAAUAACUGUGUGGGACGUAGCUUGCGGUUUAUGAGCUGUGUGUAUGUUUGUCUGUGGCAUUUGAGCCACCUGUACUCGGCAGCCUCCUGCGGUGACACAACCUGAAAUGGCAUCAGGCCUCGGGGGAGACGAGAUGUGCUGCUCACUUCAUCUCUUUCUUCUCCUUCUCUCUUUCUAUUAGUAGAGCUAUUUGCAGCAUUUCUUUAUUUUUCAGAGCUUACACUGCUCCUCUUUUCACCUUUUCCCGUUUCCCUGGAUCCCAGUAUUACUAAAGGUUCUAUACAAAUAAAGUCUUAAAAGGCACAUUAUGCUUUUCCAUAUUUUUUGUCCAUUGUUGGCAUGGUGGAUGCUCAUAUUAAGUUGGCUGAAGUUUCAGCAUGUAUACAGGUUAUCCAUGUGAGCCAAAAGCUCAGGCUUCAGAGUUGUUGUUUUUUUUUUUUUGUUUUUUUUUAAAAUUUAUUUAUGUCUUCUCUACUUCUGGCUGUGAUAUUAUAGAGAGGGAUAUCCCUACUAUGGUCAUCUCAGGCAUGCAGCCACAGCUUUGAGAACAGCAGUCCCACCCACCUGCUGUUUAAUCUUUCAAUUUGUGAAACAGUGAAUCAUAAUCGGGUAAUGUAAAGGCAGAGGUACUGCACCAAGACGCAGUUUAAGAUAAAUACAUGGGAAAAAGCUGAACUGCCAGUCAUUCAAAGCUAAUUAACUGGAGUCGAAAUAUAAAACUGCGGCGAUGGAAAUGACCAGAACAGGUGCCCUAAACAAGGUUUCCACACUUGCUGCACAUCUAUAAGCCUCUUGGCAACCCACCUCCACCCCUCCUCCUCCUUUAUGCUGAUAUGACUGUUGUUUAAAGGCGUAUCUGUUGUUGUUGCCUACGCUGUUCAGUGCUGGGUUUUGCUGCUGUUUUCUGUUCUCUGGAAGUUUUUGUAAACACACAGUUUGGAGUGUUUCUGAACAAAAUAACCUGGCCUCUUUUGUAAUUCUGAGGGUGUUGUUAAUUGCCAAAUUACAACCCUGGAUGUUUUCAAAGUCACUACUGGCUGUAGUGAUCAGCCAAAGUCAUUUGUAACGGGUGUUCAGAUAGAAAUAACUGAUAGCUUAUUACAGGUGCCUCACACUGUCCUCUUCCUCCUCCUCACCCCUCCCAAAUGGAUUGUAAUAGCUUGUGAUGUGUGAGCGUGGUUUCGGCAGCUUUUGACUCAGUGCUUAAGUGGAGUGUGACAAACUGCUCUCUGCAUAGACCUUUCAUUCGUCAAGUCCCGUUUUCCAGGGCACAUGCUACCUCUCUCUUUAAUAGUUCUGUCUUACACUGGCAGCUGUACUUUAUGGACGAACCGGAAUUUUAACGUAAUUAUAUACAUCUUCAUAUUUAUUUAUUUUUUAAUCUAAAGCUGUAUAUCGGACUUUAUAAAUGAGACAAUGACAGCGUAUGUUUGUAUGCCUGUGUUGUGUUGAAGUGCUCAGUUUUUCAGUGUUGCCUCAGUGUCUGAUUUCAUGUGCUGAACCAAAGCGCAUAUAUGCAUCUCCUCCAGCUCUUGUUGUUCCGACCUCCAAGAGUACAGUCUGCCCUUGGAACCCUGUGUAUUUUGUGUUUGUGUGUCUGUCUCAGUGUAUUUUUUAUACAUUCUGUGUCCUGCCCUGAAAGCACAUGUCAGCCCUUCUGCGCUGAUAGAAAUUCGCUGCUUUAUUGAGGCUGAUUUAGUGCCUGUCAAGCCAGCUGUCCAAUGGGAAAUAAUUUUAAAAAAGUCCUUUAUUUUCAGCUCUUGUAGUAUUUACAUCCACUUUUGAAUUAGUUUGUAGCCUUCAGGGUGAAGCACGACUCUAAUUUUAACCCUGAAAAAAAGGAAAAUGUGUUCAAGUCGAUCAUUUAUCACGACAGCUGCACAGGAAGACACAUCUUCAGGACUGGAAAAGGCACUGUCAAUCAUGUAUAGUAGAAAUACAUUGAUACAUUUGUUUAAAAUGGAAAAAAGGCAGAGGUUGUUUUUCUUGUUUAUAUUCAUUUACAGUCUGUUCCUAAGGAAAAUAAAGAAUUUUUCCAAUAAAGAUAUGUGUGAUGAAAGGCACAUAUCUAUCUCUAAAUGAGCAUGAAAUCGGCCCUGCAAAUUUAUGAAACUCAAUUCUAGACAUAAAUGCCCCAAAUUGAUUGGACACUGAAGGUGGUGAAAGGUUCAGUUUCCAGCUGUAAACUACUUGAUAAGUUAAUUUGGUUGGCAUGUUUGUCCGAUGGUUAGUACUGUCACUUCACUGCAAAAUGAUUCCUAGUUCAAAGCUGGGGCUUUUCUGGCAGGAGGUUGCGUGCUGUGAAUCUGCUCUACUACUCCUUUUAAUACUCGUAACAAAACAGGGGGAAAAAAAAAAAAAAGACUCCCAAAUUCCCAAUUUAACAUAAAAGUUGGCAUAGCAACCAAUACAACCUGGUACAGGCUGCAGAACAGCGAAUCGCAGCACAGCAGGAAAGCCCAAAUGUCGGCUGAAAAUUCCCCCCCCCCCCAGUAUAUACAGAUUCUACUUCACAUGAGCCUUUAUAGAAAGCUGUCGCAUGUUCCAUCCAAUAUUAUGUUUGAUUAGGAGCGCCAAUGCGGGUCAUUUUGACUUGUUAGGUAGAUUCAUAACGUAUGUGUGUUGAUGUUACAUUGUUCGGCACAAUGCCAGCUGAUGAUAGCUGAAAGUGAAAGAAAGGAUUUUAGCUGUGCCGAAGCAGGCCAGGACACUGAAUAAAGAAAUGAAGAACUUUGCGUGGUCGCUGCGAAUGUUUGCCUCCUGUGACAACAGAGAUGGAAAUAUUCGACUAUCCUUAUUCCACUUCCGCCAUACAUCACUACAUCUGGCUGCUCACUCCCUUUAGUCUAUUUAUUUAGGAGAGUGACAGAGCAGAGUUGGGUGGGUGGGUAUAUGGUGAGAGAGGGAGUGUGUGGAUGGUCACAGCGAUAAAGUAGAGAGGGAGGGGAGGGGUAGAUGAAAGAAGGGGUGAUCAAGUGAGAGACAAAAGGUAUGAGAGAGAUGUAGCAGAAGCGGCGAGGGGAAGGAGAGCGACAGAUGUAAAGGAUACCUCCCUUCAUGCCCCAGCCCCCGCUUGCAACCUCCUGAGUUGAGCCGCUGUGAACUGCUGGAUCCCGCCGUGUGGAUUUCUCCACAGCAGCGUCUUCCACAGGAGCGCAGGAGUGGGCUGUGCAGGAGCCUGUUGCCUGGAUACCUCUGCUGUCGCCACGGCGGCGAAAAGCCAAGACCGAAGCGUGCGCGUAUUUGCUGGCUGGUGCCGCUGCCAUGGGAAAAACACAGCUGGCUGACUGUUUAGACGGUUCCCUCGCUUGCAGACUUGCUGGCUGACUUGCUGUCGUCGCAUGUACGCAUAAGGAAAGAAUCACCCUGAGAAGGGGGCUUUAAAGAGAAGGGGGAGGGGGGUGGCUGGCACCCUGCUUUGCAUGAUGAAGAGAGCUGUUUGGUAGCAGGGAUAUUACUUUGGCAAAAUUGAAGCAACUGCAACAAGAGCCGGAAAGGGCUGGUAGGGGAGAAGUCACGCUUGGGGCUGGCUGAGUUACUUAAGCAGGAAGGCUGUGGGCAGCUAUGCAGAUCCAGUCUUCUGGUCCACAGUCCAAAGCCUCCAGCUUCAUCCUCAGUCAGAGAUGUGUACUGGCCUCCAAAAUGGAACUCCACCGUGAACAGAGCAUCUGCCAGGCGCGAGCUGCUGUCAUGGUGUAUGACGAUGCCAAUAAGAAGUGGGUCCCAGCCGGUGGCUCUACAGGCUUCAGCAGAGUCCACAUUUACCACCACACGGGCAACAACGCCUUCCGUGUAGUGGGACGCAAGAUCCAAGAUCAUCAGGUGGUGAUAAACUGUGCCAUUCCCAAGGGGCUGAAGUACAACCAGGCCACACAGACCUUCCACCAGUGGCGUGAUGCCCGACAAGUCUACGGCCUCAACUUUGGUAGCAAGGAGGAUGCAAACGUAUUUGCCAGUGCCAUGAUGCAUGCACUGGAGGUGCUUAAUUCGCAGGACACAGGUCCUACGUUGCCCAGACAGGGCCCCCAGGUUCAGAAUGGUCCCACACCAGAGGAGAUGGACCUGCAGAGGAGGCAGCUUCAGGAGGCACAGAAACAGAAGGAGAUGGAGAGGGAGCGCCAGGAGCGAGAACGUCAGGAGAGAGAGCGUCAGGAGCGGGAGCGCCAAGAGAGGGAGCGCCUGGAGCGAGAGAUGCUGGAGCGUCAGGAGCGCGAACGUCAGGAACGGGAGCAUCAGGAGAGGGAGGCGCAGGCAGAGAAAGAGCGACUUGAGCGGGAGCGCCAGGAGCAGCAGGAGCGUGCCGAGCGUGAACUGAUGGAGAGGGAGAAGGUGGAGAGAGAGCGGCUGGAGAAGGAGCAGCAGGAGCAGUUGGAUAGAGAGCAGCAGGACUGGGAGAGAGGGAGACGCAUCUCCAACGCUGCUUUCGAAAGCACAUUGUGCACCCCCACACCUCAGGAGUACGGCAGGACCCCCUCCACGCCCAUAUCUCCAUCCACGCCCACUUACCCAUCUCCUGGGACCCAGUCGCCAUCCUCCACUACAACACCCCCAACCCCCCCACUCAGGCACUCAGCCUCCCGAUUUGCCACCUCACUCGGUUCUGCCUUCCAUCCUGUCCUGCCUCACUACGCCACAGUUCCACGGCGACAGCAGGCAUUUCCCCAAGCCCCACCGCCUGCCCCUGCUCCUGCCCCUGCUCCAACUCCUCCUCCACCCAAGUCUGUGGUGUGGUCAGCGUGCAAUUUUACUCCAUUGCCUCCCUCACCUCCGGUCAUGAUAAGCAGCCCCCCAGGGAAGGCCACCGGUCCAAGGCCACUGAUCCCGAUUGCCGCACCAUCCCCUCUCACCCAAAAGCCUCCCUCGCCAUCCCCCAAUGGGCCACCCAUGUUUCCCGCACCUUCUCCUGUGACCAUCCCACACGGCCACACCCCCCUCAGUAUUACUUGCCCAACACCACCUCCCCCGCCUACCCCACCCCCUCUCCCUUCGCCCAUAGCUCCCCCUCCGUCUUCCUCCUCAGUCUCGUCUCCCCCCUCCUCAUCCCAGGCUCCUGGUGUGCCCUCUCCCUCCACAGCGCCCCCUGCUGCUGCAGCUGCUGCUGCCACCUCUGCCUCUGCUGAACACCUCUGUUGGGGCCUGGGUCUGUCGGGGCCAGGGGAGCUGGACACAGCCGCAGGCUCAGAGCCCCAAUCGGCUCAGGGGGAUUCCUCCUGUCAGCCCCAGCCCCAGGACGUGGGACAGACUCCAGGGCUGACCACCCCCACCCCUCCCCCACCUCCACCCCUGCCACCCGGCUCCACUGUGACCUCUGCGGCUGCUACCCCGGCCGUCACCCCCACCACCCCCGGCGGCCACCCUCCACCCCCGCCACCUCCUCCACUCCCUCCGACACUGACUCCAGGCGGGACGCCACCUCCUCCGCCGGGUCCCCCUCCCCCUCCCGGAGCUCCACCACCACCCCCAGCACCACCUCUUCCCACUGGACUGUUCUCUCCUGCAGAGGACCGCCCUCUCUCAGGCCUGGCUGCUGCCCUCGCUGGAGCCAAGCUGCGCAAAGUGCCAAGGAGUGAUGAUGCAGGGGCAGCUCUGGCAGCAGCCAUGAUGGGGGCCACAGGGGCUAAAUCGGAGACAAGAGGUAACGGGCCACUUCCUGGAGGAGGGGGGCUUAUGGAGGAGAUGAGCGCCCUAUUGGCCAGGAGGAGAAGAAUUGCGGAGAAGGGCUCGUCACCUGAACCUGACCAGAGAUCAGAGGAGGGUGAGAUAAAUACGACCCCUAAAGUGUCAGCUUGUAGCACACCAGACAUGCCCAGGAAGCCAUGGGAAAGAACAAACACCAUGAAUGGUAGCAAAUCUCCAGUUAUUGGAAGACGAGAGUCUCCGUGGAGAAAUCCCAUGGGAGCAGAUUCCUCCAACAGACCUAAAUCCACUCCUACACCUACUGCAUCCUUAAGUGCCAAUGGUGUGCCAACAGAAGCUGUUGACUAUGAUAGAUUGAAACAGGACAUUCUUGAUGAGAUGAGGAAGGAGCUGUCAAAACUAAAAGAAGAGCUCAUUGAUGCAAUCCGGGAGGAGCUGGGUAGGUCCAGCACAGCAUAGAGGAAUCUGACUUCCCCGUUCAGAAACACCCACAAGAACCGACAGACAACCCCGGUCAACUUAAAGACAUGACAAUAUAACAAUGGAAAACAACAAAAAACGGUGGCGAUUACGACAAAAAUCAUUUUACCACACAGAGAGGACAUUAUCUGGUGCGGAGCAGUGUCAGACAGGCUGGUGGUGGUAGGAGAUUUGUAGCCUUUGAUAGCUGUGACUCACAGAAUCCAUUCUGCAAAGCCUCGUAUUCCCACUGCCCCAUCUCACAACCCCCUCUCUCCCCUCGCCUUCCUGCUGAGGGCAUCCUGGAGGACAGAGGAGCGAAAGUCUUUAUGCAAAGAUGGCUCCUCUGUUUGUCCUCCUAUAAGAAGAAAAUAAAUCCAAUAGUGAACUCUUCUGUGAUACUGUAUUAACCACAAGUUGCUCACUGUCAAAAGUUUUAUCAAGAGUGUGCAGAGAGCCGAAGGAUGGAAACUUAAAAACUUUUCUCCCAUAAUGCCAUAGGGGUAGCGUGUGUUUGCGUAUGAAGGACUGACAGUCUCUGGUGGAGGCUAACACUGCAGGACACUGUAAAGCUCGUCUUCCUCAAAUACUAUUUUAACCUGAACAUAUACAAAAGAGAGAAAAAGUUAGACAAAACAAAUAAAAUCUCUCCACCAACGUCUGUUUCAGUGUGGAUCUACGGCCAUAUGAGUAGCUCAAUAAUCCAGUCUUUAUACAGGAUGCUCCCUGGCCCGUCUCUUCAUCUGUGAAGUCAUCAUCAGAGGCACCGUUUCCCUCCCAAAGCGAGCGUUUUUGUCACUUUUCUGUCGUCGAGCGGCAGGUGGAUGAGACACUGAGGGGUGUAGCUGCCUGUAGCUCUCUACCAAACAUUACCUGUUGAACAGAAGUGCUGAUUCACCUGCCAUGCGCCUCGACCAGACGUAUAGAUAGGUGUUCCCCUUCCCUUGAUUUAACGAGUCUCUAUCAUCCAUCCUUCUCAGUCUGUUGUGGGGUUUUUUUGUUUUAGCAUGUUUGUUUUCUUAGUACGGCGAAGGUCACAGGUCUGCCACGAAUUUGCAUUACCCGUCACAAGUUUUAAUACAAGCAAUAAGUGUAGCAUCUAUUUUUACAGCCCUGCUCCUAAACGCCACCAAACAUUUCAGUGUUUCCUUUUUUUUCUUUUUUUCUUUUUUUUUUUGCGGGGGGGCCCUUCUGGGCCCCUGUUGGAUGUUACUGUGUCACCACCACCUUUCUGUAAAGCUGAAAGCUGAUGUGAUUGAAUAACAGCGCAACACUGUAAGACAUCAUUUCAUGGAAUUCAUUUCUAUAUCACAGCACACUCAGAAUUUUUCUUCUAUAAAUCCUAGGAUACUGUAUCUGUAGCCACAUUGGAGGUGAACUUUAUUAUUAGUUUUGUUUUUUUGUUGGGUUUUUUUGGAGGGGGGAUGUUCUGUUUUCAUUUUAAAACAUUUAUAAAAUUAAACUUUUUUUCAAAAGGUGCACCGGACAACCCAAAAAUCUAAGAGAUUGUGUCCAUGCAAGGACAUGAAUGUGCCAUUCAUUCUUUCACCAGUGCUUACAGUGUCAUUUUUUUUUCUUUGCCUUUUUCUCCUGCUGCUGUCAAAUCCUUAAAAUGACAAACUGUAUUUACCCCUAUCAUGCUAUGAUAUAAGAUAGAACUGUCACUUUCAGCAUGUCUUUAUCUUCAGUGCUUAAAGUACAAUCAGUAUAAGAGAGAGAUGUUUGGAGCUGAGAGACCGAUGUCCCAACAAAGCUUCAAGAUACAACGCAACAGGUCGAGGCAAUGGAUGAAAGUCUGUGGUAUGGUUCUGUACUCUUGUUGUCUGAAUGAGAUCCUGAAGAGUGGCCAUUUCCAAAACGUAAUCGAGUUUCUUGGCUAGCUAACAGCCACAGUGUGCUCUGCAAGAGCCGAUUUAAGCAUUCAAGAGGGGGUGACGUUUUAACGUGAGCGUCUUUAGUGUAUAUUGCAAGCAUCAGACUGGGAUCUUAAAAAGCAGCAGCAUACCAUCUCCACAGGUCACUCCUAAGCAGCAAUCCCACACACAUUUCAGGUUUCGUCUCUCUGGACUCCAACUCUCACUUGUGACAUUUUGUGUUGCCCACACAAUCUUGGAUGCAGUGUGUCGCUUGCGAUGUUUAGAUUACAUUCUAAAAACGCCUGAGCAAACAAGCUUGUUCAGCCUGUAAUUUAACAUCAAAUGGAAAAGCUGAUAAUUGCACUGAGUAAUCACUAUUUCACUUAAAAGUUAGUGACAGCUAAUGCUAGCUCCCUUGGGCACCUGUCACGUUUCCAACAUUCUCACCCGUUUUUCACUUUGAAUAGGGGUAACAUCAAGUGCUCAUCUGGCUUGGUGAUUCUUUGCUAGUUGUGUGCUGUUGAGAGGGCUGCUAAAACUUGUUAGCACCUGCCAGCCAUAUUGUGCACAUGUUUCAGUGCUGCUGGUAGCAAGCAAAAUGAUGUAAAUAUCCCAAAAGAGCAGCAGACCAGUGAAACAUGCCGUUUGGGAUCAAAGUGAAGCAAUUACUCAUUUCUGUAGAAGUUGGUGACAGGCGGCUAACUUGGAUAACGCUAACUGCUAACUCCAUUAGCCUCAGUGAGGCAGUAUUCGUAUGUGGGAGAUUGCUUUAGUGCCAGACAGUGGCUUUUCGUGUCCUUUGGGGACAUAUCUUUGCAGACACUACCGUCAUAUUGACAACAACUAUUCACUCACAAGGCAGGCUAAUGCAGCUUAACUAAACUAAACUAGCUAUCUGUGUGCAACUUUGCAAAUAUGCAGAUUGCACAAGCAACUCUUUUUUUUUUUUCAUGACGGUUUCAUUGCCUCGCAGGUGAUGUCAUUAGCUUGCACUUGAAAAAUUAAGUGCGAGUGAAGCCUCAAGUUUCGAUGAACCAGCUACCUGCAUGAUGAAUCUAAAGGGCACACUUCCAACAUUGUAAUGCCAGAUUUGCUUUGUAGUGCAGGCUGAGAUGACCAUGAGGACCUGAUUAUGAAUUCAUGAGGAAGAAUUUUGAAAUUCCUACCAGACCAAAGAAACCAUUACACCAUCGUCAAAAUUCUAAUGGCACGUCUAUAAACUGUGUGUAAAAUAUGUGGCCAUGCCCCCUUUAGAAGAAUCUUUGGGUUAACUGGCUAAUUUGUUGUUGUUGUUGUUGUUAUCACCACAGUUUUUAUACUACUUAACCCAACAGAUGGCUUGAUAAUCAUGUCUUUCAGUGGAUGUUGGCGCCUCUGGUGGAUCUCAUUCUACACAACUGUUUAAGGGCUUUGAUGUUAUAGCUUUGCUACAUAAGAUCAGGCAUCACACAUUGAGAAAUGUCAUUUUCCCUUUCAGUUACAGUCAUCAGUUUGAGAUUGGUUCAAAAAUACUGUGAACACAAUAUGAAAGCAGUUUCAGUUCAUGUGUGGAUAUGGUGUGAUCCAUGGAGGAAUGUUUUUUUUUUCGAGACAGUUUAGGUUUAUCCACUUAAAAAAAGGCUGUUUCAUCAACUCAUUCACCAAGAGUGUUUACACAGCAUCGAUUGCACUUUAAGACAAAAAAAACCCACACACACAAACAAAGCAAUCCACCGUGACAGCUGUCGCUCAGAGCCUCUGUCACCAACAUUGUGGCUCUCUCACCAAAGGAUUUUAACCCUGACGGUCUCCUGCUAAACAUGAUCAAUCUCAGAAAAGUCGCCUUUUUAUUUUAGGUUUUAAUGAUUUUGUCAAAAGCAGAAACAUGUCACAAUGGAAGUGGAAAUGUUUUGAUCAAGAAAAGUUUCUCUUUUGUGGAGCUGUGUAGUUUGUGCCUUGUUCCGAAGUUGCAUUUAAUAUGUCAAAGAUUUAAAGUUGACUAGUAAUAAUAUCUAUGGGACUGUCAUUAUGAUCAUCUGCAGUUUCUUUCUUUGUUCAUCAUGGUCAAGUUGAUUUUAAAGGGAGAGUUUCAUUCACUUUGGUACUGUUCCCUCCAAGAAAACAAAGUGUUUUUCUGUUUGCUUUCAACAUAACUCAUGACUUCUUUCCAUGCAGCUGUGAAGCUGCUUCUCUUACAGCUCAGAAGUACAAUCAAACUUUGAUACACAAGGCCUACGAGGGUUCAAAGAUGAUCUUCAGUGUGUGUGAUUUCGUUUUUUGUAAACCUGAAGCCCUGUUUGGAAGUCCCAAUGAGUCUGGCUGCAGUGUUCUGUGUUCCCUCAUGCCAUUUUAAAUGUCACAGAAACUCUUUGUGUUCAGCAGCUUAGCUUUCUUUACAUGCUUGGAAAUCUCUGAUUGGGGGGGGGAAAAAAACGUUUUGGUUUUGGCUGUGAGGUCUGCUCAAUGAUGGAAAUACUUUGUAAAUCCAGCUGAGGGAAUGGAAGUUGCGAAUUUGCGGGAAUAAUGGCAGAGAUGACUGGCUGAAGUAAGUUUUGUAGAGGGGUUUCCAGACGUAUUCUUUUAUCACCUGAAAUGUACCAUACUGUUCUCAUGUCUAGUCUUUUCUUACAUGCUAACAUAUUGUUUUUGUUUGAGCAAAUGAAAUAAAAAUUGCAAUACAA